Messenger RNA from Ceraceosorus bombacis, 2272 nucleotides. The record is from the annotation of a GenBank genome assembly. NCBI's taxonomy places the organism in Eukaryota, Fungi, Basidiomycota, Exobasidiomycetes, Ceraceosorales, Ceraceosoraceae.
AUGCCGACAGUCACGCUGGACAAGGCAGACUUCUUUGCGGCACUGGGCAAAGAGUACACGACAAAGGCAUUCGACGAGCUGUGCUUUCAAUUCGGCAUCGAACUGGAUGAGGAUACGACGCAGCAGGUUGCGGGAACAAACGAGAGGCCGCAGUUGAAGAUCGACAUUCCAGCCAAUCGGUAUGAUCUGCUGUGUCUGGAGGGCAUCUCGCGCGCCUUGCGCGUGUUCUUGGGUCAGCAGGAACAGCCUACGCUGAGAGCCAUUGCACCCGCCAAUGUCAUCCAGCUGCACGUCAAGGACAGCGUGAGUGGAGUGGCGGCGUGAACAUCUUGCCGCGCAUGUCCGCAUACACGCUCACACGCUCACACGCGCGCCCCCCAGGUCAAGGCCAUCCGACCCUUUGUGUCCGGUGCGGUGCUGCGAGGCGUGCGCUUCACCCCGCAAAACUAUGCCAGCUUCAUCGACUUGCAGGACAAGCUGCAUCAGAACCUGGGCAGACGCCGCACGCUGCUGUCCAUGGGCACGCACGAUCUGGACACCAUCUCUGGCCCCUUUACCUACGAAGGCUUGCCGCCCAGCGACAUUUCCUUUGCGCCGCUCAACAGACCGGGUCAAGUGAUGGAUGGGCCGUUGCUCAUGAAGACGCUCGAGGCGGAUCGUCACCUCAAGCCCUACCUCUCCAUCAUCGCAGACAAGCCGCGCUAUCCGGUCAUCCUCGACAGCAAUCGUACCGUCUGCUCCCUUCCCCCCAUCAUCAACUCUGAGCACUCCAAAAUCACCCUCAACACCCGCAACGUCUUUAUCGACAUGACAGCCACUGAUCAGACAAAGAUGGCCUUUGCUCUCAACAUUCUCGUCGCCAUGUUUGCAGAGUACACCGAGCAGCCUUUUGUGUGAGUUGGGCCAGGGUAGAGUUGGAUGUGCGGGCGAGGCGCUGCGUGCUGACUCGAUUUCGCGCGCACGCACGCACGCGCACACGCACACACGUCCGCCAGCAUCGAACCCAUCGCAGUCAUCUCGCCAGACGGAUCGCGCACAUUGACGCCCGACUUGUCAUCGCGAUCAACGACUGUUCGCGCGUCCUACAUCAACAGCUGCACCGGUCUAACGCUCUCUUCCGACGAGAUCGUGGCGCUGCUUGCACGCAUGGGACACUCUGCGCGCGUCUCCAACGAUGCCAAUGUGGUAGAGGUGGCAGUGCCCUGCACCAGGCCGGACAUUAUGCACGAGUGCGACUUGAUGGAGGACGUGGCGGUGGCAUACGGCUUUGACAAUCUGCCACGGCGCUUCCCCAAGACCAACACCGUCGCACAGCCGCUGCCCAUCAACAAGCUCAGCGAUCUGGUCAGACGGGAAUGCGCAUAUGCAGGGUGGAUCGAAGUGCUUCCUUUGAUCUUGGUGAGCAAAGUCGACUGACUCGGCGAAGCCAGCACCAAACUGACUCGGCCGCGAUGCCCCCGCUUCCCCCACCGAUUAGUGCUCCCACGACGAAAAUUUUGCCAGUCUGCGACGCAGCGAUGAUGGAAGCACGGCGGUAGUGUUGGAAAAUCCAAAGACUGCCGAAUACCAAGUCAUUCGCACCUCGCUCUUGCCAGGCAUUCUCAAGACGCUGCGAGAGAAUCGAGCGCAUGCUCUUCCUCUGCGCGUCUUUGAAGUGUCGGACAUUGCGGUCAAGGAUGCUCAUGACCGCGAUCCUCAACGCGGCGCGAUCAACAAGCGGCACGUCUCUGCGGUGUACGAGGAUAAAAAGGCUGCUUUCGAGGUGGUGCAUGGGCUGUUGGAUCUGGUCAUGCGCAAGCUGCAAGUAUCGCGAGGUCGAGCGCGAGGCAACUACUACAUUGAGGAAGCCGACGGUAAGUGCGAGUGCGAGUGCGAGCGCGUGGUGCGGGGCCCCCUUGCUGAACUGCGUCACGCUUCCCCCCUCCCCUGCCCAACAGAUUCCACCUUUUUGCCUGGAAGAGGAGCGGCAAUCUUUUACAUUCCCAGCAAAGAUUCGCGCGAUCAAGACGCUGCUGCGGUGGAGCUACCGUCCACAGCACCACCAGCGUCCGAGGCGAACCCCUGCAUUCCGCUUCCUCAACAAGGCAAAGAAGCAGCACCUCCUUCUGCGCUUGCAAAAGCCGCACAAGCCGUUUCGUCUGCGGUCACUCCGACCAAGGUGAAGGCGAUUCGGAUCGGCUCCCUCGGCGUCGUGCAUCCGCUCGUCCUCAAGGCCUUUGGUGUGGAUUACCCUUGCUCAGCCAUCGAGUUCGAACUCGAGCACUUUUUGUAG